AAAUUAUUGAACCUACCAAAACAUAACCUCAAAAAAUGAAAAUUUUGUAAACAAAUUGCGAAAAUGCGUCUUCUAAACCUAUUCAAGCGGUUACAAAUAACUCCUAUAAGUCAAACGACGCGGUUUUUCGCUCAGGAAUACACGCCGAAGCCACUUAGAAGCUUAAAAGCGAAGUCUACUAGAAAUACUGUGCAAUACUAUGUGGAUGCUUGUAGAGUGAGAGCUGUGGCGGGUAAUGGGGGCGAUGGAUGCAUUUCCUUUCUCAGUGCGUGGUGUAAAGAACACGCAGGACCCGAUGGCGGCGACGGCGGGCACGGGGGACACGUUAUAUUCCAGGCAACCCACUCGGUGAAGAGCCUGAACCACUGCCGCUCGGUGGUGCAGGCCAAGCACGGCCAGCGCGGAGACAACAAGGACUGCACCGGCAAAAACGCUGAGCAUGUGGUGGUGCCUGUGCCUUUGGGCACGAUAGUGAAGGACGCGUCGGGCCGCGUGCUAGCAGACUUGGACACGGAGGGCGUGAUGUUUGUAGCGGCGCGCGGCGGCGCCGGCGGGCGCGGGAACAAGUUCUUCCUCACUGACACUGAGCAGGCGCCAGACGUAGCAGAGCUAGGUGCAACAGGCGAGACACACAGCUACUCCCUCUCAGUCCGUUCGCUAGCGCACGUCGGCCUAGUAGGAGCACCCAACGCCGGCAAGAGCACAUUACUACGUGCCGCUACAAGGGCGCGCCCUGCCGUCGCGCCCUAUCCCUUUACUACACUACAGCCACAUAUAGGCAUGGUGCAGUACGACGACUACGAGCAGGUGGCGAUAGCGGACUUACCCGGUUUGAUUCCCGGCUCGCAUAAGAACUACGGCUUAGGCAUCCAAUUCCUCCAGCACGUGGAAAGGUGUCGCGGGCUCAUAUACCUACUAGACGGGUCGACAGACCCUCAGGAACAAUACGAGAGCUUGUCCUUCGAGGUGGCGCAGUACAACGCGGACCUGGCCGACAGGCCUCAAUGCAUCGUCGUGAACAAGAUUGACCUCCCAGAAGGCAAGAAGAACUUCGAAUCACUAAAGAAGCAGAUGCAAGUCAUCGGAAUAUCAGCCAAGACCGGACAGAAUCUGGUCGAACUGCUUAAAGUUGUUAGACGCAUGUAUGACAGCGGGAAGAGCUGAGUGUGAUAUUAUUUAGUAUUUUAAAUAAAAAAUCGAACUGCCUAAGGCGGGAAUCAAACCCACGACUUAGUAGGUAGCUUAAUUUCAAUUUUUCCCAGUUGCCACCCUGGGGGCGAUUGGGAAUUGAAAAUUUUCCCAUAUUACCCCACUGGUGUUUAGGCACCCUAACUGUAGUAGCUAGUCGAUUUUUACUAUAGAUUUUACUAAACUGGGAACUUACAUUACUAGCAUUAAAGUAACUUUUGUUUUGUCACCUGUCAUCCGCUUUGCUCUGGAAGGAAGUCGAACCUUAGAAACAUAGGAGUUCGAAGUUAACUUUCGAACUAUGUGGUAUUAUACCUGCCCGCCCACCUGUUUAAUAUUGUUACUAUUGUUUUACUUUUAUGAUUUCAUAGCGAACGGGUUGCGCCUGUGCAUUACUUGUCUUUAUGGGUAAUUCAUGGGCGCAGCUUACUUUUGUGUUACUUUUACCUCUAUAACACAAUGUUUACGUGAUUGUUAUUGCAUGCUGUGUGUACACGUUUUUAGGUUGCAAUCUAGAUUUAUAAGCAUUAUUCUGUAAUAAUUGCAAUUAUUUGUAACUACCGUUGUAUCCCUUGAUUGUUACCUGUUGUGUAUGCCUUAAUAAAUAAAUAAAAAUAAAAAAAAAAAACUUUCGUUGCGGGUCCAAUGACAGUUUAACUUGUCCCCGGACAAACUUGACCUUCACUGGUUGGGUUAUUGGCGGUCAAGCUGUAGAUCCUGGCUACACAGGAGUUGCAGCGGUGGGAAUAGUUCCGUAUAGACUAUCAAGUGCUCAGCGGUGACAAUUAUUGUAAUAUUUUCGAGAUCAUUUCCCAGUCGCCCCCAGUCCCCGCUGGGGAAAAUGGGGAUAACUACCCCUAUUUUGGGUAUAUAUUUGAUCCCCGCCAUUUUUCUAUUAAUUUAAUAAUAGAUUAGACUUGACAUGAUGUUAAAAUGUAAAUAAAACAAUUCAUUCAAUUACAAA
Molecule: messenger RNA, 2152 nt
Organism: Ostrinia nubilalis (European corn borer)
Lineage: Eukaryota; Metazoa; Arthropoda; Insecta; Lepidoptera; Crambidae
Product: mitochondrial ribosome-associated GTPase 2
Exons: 7
Coding region: 64-1164 (366 amino acids)
Cellular component (GO): mitochondrion
Molecular function (GO): GTP binding; magnesium ion binding; GTPase activity
Source: RefSeq, a predicted model, not a curated record